Molecule: messenger RNA, 579 nt
Organism: Rhinocladiella mackenziei CBS 650.93
Lineage: Eukaryota; Fungi; Ascomycota; Eurotiomycetes; Chaetothyriales; Herpotrichiellaceae
Exons: 1
Coding region: 1-579 (192 amino acids)
Source: RefSeq, a predicted model, not a curated record
AUGCUGGUACAAACUACGCCACGAUACAUCACAACGCUUCGUGGACAACGUGAAGCAGCGAGUAUUCGCCGACAAGAACGCAAAACGAAAAUUCGAAAAACGACAGAAUCACAUGUAUCGAAGACGAGCGAGAUUUCUUCUCCUGCCCGUGUUUCAAAGGACCAGCUCACAAGCCAUCUUACGUCUGACCAUAUAAACCACCUAGUGGAUCGGGAUCCAUAUGACAAUGCACUACUGUUUCUGCAAAAUCUUUCCUCGUUCGACCAACCAAAAGUGGUCAUCGACACCGGUACAGGCACGGGCACAUUUUUGUCGUCAUUUUCUGGCGGUACUGUCAAUGGAGGCUUCUUCUCCGGCCCUGAGAACAUGGAGAUAGAUACAGGUGCACUUGCAGUUGAUCUCAUGCUUGCUCCAAGUAGUACUGGUGGUUCACAUUCUCUUUCUCCUUCUGCUUCUGUUGAUCAAGCACAAGUACAAGCACAAGCAAUCGACUGGACACGAUGGGAUGCUCUGCUUGGAGAAGACCCGAAUAAUAAUAUGAUGCUGCCGCCACUGUUUAUGACCGAAUUGCCAGAAUAA